Molecule: messenger RNA, 879 nt
Organism: Coniosporium apollinis CBS 100218
Lineage: Eukaryota; Fungi; Ascomycota; Dothideomycetes
Exons: 2
Coding region: 1-879 (292 amino acids)
Source: RefSeq, a predicted model, not a curated record
AUGUCUCUUCCACAUGCCAAAGACCCCGGCCACCCCUACGCCCAAACCACCAACAUCUCCUUCACUUUCCACACCCAGCCUCCCACCUCCACGCCCUUCGGCUACGACUACUUCCUCUCGCUCCCGUCCUCCUACGACGCCGACACAACCAAGCAAUGGCCCCUUGUCCUCUUCCUCCACGGCGCCGGCGAGUCCCAGCGCGGACCCAACGAGUCCUACGCGACGCUACGGCACGGUGUGCCCAAGAUCAUACUGUGCUACGACAGGCUGAAGGAUGGGAAGGAGCCGAGUGUUGAGAUCCCGCUGGCGGCGCGGCUGAGGAGGAAGAACCCGAAUAAGGGGCGUGGGAGGAACGAUGGGGAUAAGAGCGUUGUGCCUGUGCCGGCGGGGGUGUGUGAGAUUGUGGCGGAGGAGUUUAUUACUGUAACGCCGUCGCUGGAUAUGGACAACGGCUACGGCUGGAACGCCCACACCCUCUCCGCCCUCCUCGACGAGCUCCUCCCCCUUCUCCGCGCCGACCCUUCCCGCGUCCACGUCACAGGCUUCAGCAUGGGCGGCUACGGGACCUGGGCUCUCGGCCUGCACUCUCCCGACCGCUUCGCCUCACUCGUGCCGAUUUGCGGCGGGGGCGACAGCGUUCUAGCCAAGAACAUCAAGCACGUGCCGCAGUGGGUGCAUCAUGGGGAGUUGGAUGAUAUCAUCCCGAUUGGGGAGAGCGUUAAGAUGGUAAGUGCGUUGGAGAGGGCGCAGAGGGGGCUGGAUGGGGUGGAGAAGGUCAGGUUUACGCGGUGGGAGGGGUUGGCGCAUGAUUGUUGGACGGAGGCGUAUAAUCAGGUGGAGCUUUGGCGGUGGAUGCUUGAGAAGAGGAGGCCGAAAUGA